AUGGUCACACUUGAUCUUGAAGUUGCUAAUAAUGAAAGUCUAAAACAAUGGAAUGAAAACUUGAUGAACAUCCGGGACACCGUCCUUCCCGAAUCUUUAGGGAAAGUAAAAUCACAGAAAGAAGGAAUAAAAAUUUUCAAAGAGGAAAUUGCAAAUUUACGAUUAUCUAUGAAGCAGAGUGCUGAUGAGAUUAAAAUAACUGUGGACACUGUUUUAGAUGACAACACUACCAAUUUAGACAUAAUGGAGGCUUCAAUACUGGGUGAAAUGGCCGAACAAGAAAAGGAGUCAGAAGACUAUAUCCUAUACCUUGAGAAAAAGAUUGUGGACUACAGUAUUGACAUGUCUACAUGGAAACCAUCUGAGCUAGUUAUGACAUUCAGCAAGGAGAUAGAAAACGAUAUUCUUAUAACUUUUCCAGAACUUACUGAACCACGGGUGCCAACCUUUACAAAGGGAAUAAUUACAAAGGAAAAAGUAGGAAGGCUAUUUGGUUUUAUCAAACCAGGUACAGACCCAAGAUUUCCAAAAUACAAUGACGAAACUGGGCCGGAUGGUACUUUAAUUGUAUUAUGCCCACAGCCUGUCAUCAUGGAACCAACUGGUUUUGUGACAAAAGUGGAUGGAUACCAUACGGUCACAACAGAGGAAGAUCUUCUUUAUACAGAUUAA
Molecule: messenger RNA, 672 nt
Organism: Saccostrea cuccullata (small rock oyster)
Lineage: Eukaryota; Metazoa; Mollusca; Bivalvia; Ostreida; Ostreidae
Exons: 2
Coding region: 1-672 (223 amino acids)
Source: RefSeq, a predicted model, not a curated record